Messenger RNA from Miscanthus lutarioriparius, 738 nucleotides. The record is from the annotation of a GenBank genome assembly. NCBI's taxonomy places the organism in Eukaryota, Viridiplantae, Streptophyta, Magnoliopsida, Poales, Poaceae.
AUGCCCGGACCUGAGCCACCAAAUUAUUCGCUGCGUCGUCCAGGCAGAUCUGUGCUGGACCUAUUCGACAGAAACAGUGAUUUCGUGGACGAAAACGGAUCCGACCGAAUCGCCCCAAAUUAUUCGCUGCGUCGUCCAGGCAGAUCUGUGCUGGACCUAUUCGACAGACCCGCUGCAAAGAUACGGAUGAACAGUGAAAAUGCAGGGGGUAAGGGUGGCGGCAAGAGACCACCAAGAUAUGAGCUGCUUGCAUGUUCACGACACACAAAAGACAACCUUGCAAGAAAAGGCCGCCUAGUUGAUCCAGUCUGGGCCUUCCUGGUCCCUGCAAAACACGCCGCAUGCUUGGCAAAAUCGAGGAACCACCCUGUGUUCAAUGAUCAAGACCAGUUUACGCACAGCCAGACAAGUGGACAAGAUCCCAGAUACACAUCAGGAUGCUGCCUUCCAAGAUCUUCACACAAACAGCUACGGAAAUGCACAAGCCCCAGCCCCAUAAACACAUUUCUGCAUCAGACUGCUACGUGCUACCUCUCAGGAUCUUCACAGUUCACACAAAUGCACAAGCUCCAGACACAUUCCAACAUGCUUCCUCCUAAAAUAAAAUCUUCACAAGUUCAAUCUGGGAUACUCACUCAAGUUAGAUUGGGGGAAAAGACGAAUGAAUCAUAUGGUACACUGUUAUUACAAUCCCAGUCUCCAACUAUAAAGCACUACAUCAACUCACUAAUGACAUGA